UCUUUUGCAGUCCAAUAAUGAAUACAGUUUUCAGACUUUUUAGUUUGGUCUUACUAGCAAGCCUUCCAAAAGGAUAUGCCAUGGAUAAUUUGAAACUAUCAUCUGGUUAUAACAUUCCAAGCGUUGGUUUGGGUACAUCUUCGAUUAAGCCUUAUGAUCUAGAAAAUGCAAUAAUUAACGCUCUGGAGAAUGGAUACAAACACAUUGAUACAGCUUUUACUUACCAUAAUGAGGAAGCUAUCGGGAAAGUUUUAAAAAAAUGGUUUGCAAAAGGCGGAGCACGAGAAAAUCUAUUUAUUACAUCUAAACUACCUAGUCAAGGUAAUAGACCUGAAAGUGUAGAAAAGUAUCUAAAACAAUCAUUGAAAGAUUUGGGUUUAGAUUAUGUUGAUAUGUAUUUAAUUCAUACGCCAUUUGGUUUAAAAGAAGGAGUAAAUAACUCACCUAAGGAAGUAAAUGGAAUAGAAAUAUUUGAAAACGUGAAUCAUAAUGCUUUAUGGAAGGAAAUGGAGAAACAAGUAAAAAAUGGAUAUGCUAAAUCUAUUGGUUUGAGUAAUUUCAAUCAAUCACAAAUUGACAAUGUUUAUAAGAAUGCAGAAAUUAAACCAAGUAAUUUACAGGUGGAAAUUCAUGCGUACCUUCCACAAAAACAACUGCGGCAAUUUUGCAAGAAGCACAACAUCGUGGUAACAGCAUAUGCACCCCUAGGUUCUCAUAACUCGAGAACUUAUUUGCACAAAAGCACCGGGAAGGAUUUACCAGCUCUCAUUGAUCUUCCGAUUAUUAAGGAUUUAGCCCAGAAGUACAAGAAAUCUCCAAGUCAGAUAUUACUUCGACAUACUGUUCAGGACGAUCUAGUUGUUAUCCCAAAAAGUUCAAAUUCCGAUAGGCAGAAGUUAAAUAUCGAUCUCUUCGACUUCAAAUUAACAGCCGAGGACGUAAAGAAGAUUGACAAUUUAGACAAGGGCGAAAAAGGUCGAGUCUUUGACUUUUUAAAAUUCUACAAGGGCCUUGAAAACAAUCCUCAGUAUCCAUUUGUUGAGCAAUCGUAAGCAGAUGUUAUUUAAUAAACAACAUUAAGGAUUUAAAAAGUCAUCAGCAUUAAUUAAAUUCUAGAUUAUUAAGCAUGUUAUUUAACAGUAAAUUAAUCAUACCAUCCUUUUUGU
Molecule: messenger RNA, 1166 nt
Organism: Ceratosolen solmsi marchali
Lineage: Eukaryota; Metazoa; Arthropoda; Insecta; Hymenoptera; Agaonidae
Product: alcohol dehydrogenase [NADP(+)]
Exons: 6
Coding region: 18-1052 (344 amino acids)
Source: RefSeq, a predicted model, not a curated record